This is a messenger RNA of Didymodactylos carnosus, 888 nucleotides long. The record is from the annotation of a GenBank genome assembly. Lineage: Eukaryota; Metazoa; Rotifera; Eurotatoria; Philodinida; Philodinidae.
AUGAAUACUCCAUGCACGAGUUUUGAAAACGAGAAUCGAUUACAUUUAUUUUGUUCAUCGUUCAAUUUCGAUCAAUAUCCUCUAAAUCGCCUUCAUUCACUGUCAUUGAUCGAAAUUAAGUUUAAUGAAUUACUUCAUUUAUCGUCUCGUUUUCACAUAUUAUUACCGAAAUUACAAUUGUUGACAAUCGAAACUCAUCAACCAAUUUCCGUAUUCCAGUUAAAUAAUUUAUGUACAACGACUAUAUUCAACAGAUUAGCUCUAGCGUCUCUCAGAAUUUGUUCAUUAACCUUUUAUCAUUCAAAUCGUGUUCUCGUUCAAAAUAAAAUUGUCGAAUCAAAUAUAGAAAUAUUAAAUAUUGGUUAUCUAUGUAGCGUGAACAAUCUUCUCACUAUUCUCCAAUGUACAAAGCAUCUUCGACGACUGUCUAUCGCUCUCUGGGAAGAUGCGGACCACUAUGCUGGAAAUAUAAACUCUAUUUCGAUGGUAUGUUCGAGUUUGAAAUACUUUCAUCUCAAUCUGGCAUUCGAUGUAUCAUUUCAAAAAUUACUCAACGUAUUUCAUUACAUGCCAAAUCUCGAGACACUUAUAAUCAAAGGUACUUUUGGUGAUAAACAUUACAUCAAAGGUGAAGAAUCGAAACAUGUCUUUUCAACAAUACUCACCCUUCUCAAACGUUUCUCAUUGAAUAUUGAAACAAAACAACGUCAACCAUUAUCAAUCGACGUCAGUGAUUUAUCGUCGAGAUAUUUUACCGACUACUGGCAACAACAAAACUUCAAUGUUCACUAUCAGAUCGAUCCCAGUCGGUCGAUGCUCAACGUCAAUGGCGUACCCGUUCGAGCCAGCCAUGUAAAAUUAGUUGUUGACGGCCGGUUUAUACGAUAA